GUAUGUAAUAAAAAUAGAAAUUGCACAUUUUUUUUUUAUCAAAAGAUCUGGAACACACAUUUAAAAUAUUAAUGUAAACAAUUUUUAUUAUAUCCAUACUGAAUCUGACCGACUUUUCAGGAUUACAUGCAAAAUUAAAUAAUUGAAUACAUAUUGUUAACAUGAUAAGAAUUUUUUUCAAGUAUUUUAUUUUUAUUUCUAUUGUAUGCCUACCUGUUUGGUCAGCAAACACAUUGAAAUUAAUAAGUGUAGUUUUUCGACAUGGAGAUCGAACACCUGUUCCUCCAUUUGAACUGUAUCCUAAGGAUCCACACAAAAUAUUAUCAUUUACACCUCCAGGUCAUGGAAAAUUAACUCAAAGUGGUCAAUUAAGAGCAAAUAAUUUAGGAAUUUUUCUGCGAAAUACAUAUAACGAAUUUUUAGAAACUAAUUAUUCCUCAGGAUUUGUUGAAGCGCGAAGUACUAAAAUUAAUCGUACACAAGAAUCUUUGAAAUUGGUCUUAAAGGGUUUAUAUCCAGAAGCUUCUGUGCCAGUAAUUGUUAAUCCAAUUCACAAUGAUUAUCUAUUCUUUCCUCAAAUGUGCAUCAGAUACAAUGUUGAAUAUGUAAAAGCAAAAUUGAGUAAAGAUGUGAAAGAUGAAUUGAAUAAAUUAAAAGAUUUUAGAAAAAAUUUAACAAAUUGGACAGGAAAAAAAAUAAAAAGUGCCCUUGACAUGUAUUUUAUUUACACAACUUUGGAAUGCGAAAACUUUAUGAAUUUAACAUUACCUCCUUGGACCAUUGGUGUUUAUCCAGAUGGUGAUCUUUUAAAAGGAUCGGUACUUGAAUAUAAAAUAAUGAACUACAACAAAAAUAUGAUUCGACAAAAUGGAGGAAUGCUGGUUAAAAAAUUCAUAGAAGACAUGAAAGCAGUAGGAAAUGGAUCAAUGGAUAAAAAAAGAAAAAUAAUGUUAUACAGCGCACAUGAUAUUACCGUUGCUGCAGUUCUAAAAGCUCUUGAUGUCUAUUAUCCACAUGUACCAAAAUUUUCUUCAGCUGUGAUUGUUGAAUUACAUCUUAUAGAGCAAAAAUAUUUUGUAAAGAUUUUAUAUUAUCUAGGUGUACCUGGAGAAAUGAAAGAAUUACAAAUUCCAGGAUGUAAUAUUUUAUGUUCUUUUGAUGAAUUUAUCAAUUUGACACGAAAUAUUGUUCCCGUUAAUUUGAAUUCAUGCAAGCAAAAUAGAGAUAUUUCGAAAUAUAGUAAUAAUUAUUCCGAUGAAAUUACUAACAGAAGAAAAGAAUCAAUGAAAAUAUUCUUAAUCGACUAAGUAGUAAUAAUUUUUAUUUUUAAAAAUGAAAUUCUAAUCAAUUUGUAAAAGUGUAAUAAAAAUAUUAAAAUAAAUAAUAGAAAUUUUAA
Messenger RNA from Leptopilina boulardi, 1396 nucleotides. RefSeq names its product venom acid phosphatase Acph-1-like. The transcript has 7 exons. Gene Ontology annotation, biological process: dephosphorylation. Gene Ontology annotation, molecular function: phosphatase activity. The coding region runs from base 162 to 1307 and encodes 381 amino acids. The record is from RefSeq and is a predicted model, not a curated record. Lineage: Eukaryota; Metazoa; Arthropoda; Insecta; Hymenoptera; Figitidae.